CAGUUGCUGUUGGACCGUCGCACGUAACGCACGCUGCAGCGGAACUACUGAGUUUUGGUUCGGAUCGGAAUUCGCAUCGAGUUUGGGCUUCGGUUUCGGCUGCUGUCGGAUUUAUCGGUCGUUUUGGUCCGCUUGAUCGGUUGGCCAACUGCAAACUCGGCGGCCUGCAUUCGGCAGUUGUGAUUGAUGGACUGCAGUUGCUCCGCAAACUCUGACCUCUGACCCCGGACAAUCAUCAGGUUCUGUGACUUGAAGGGCACUUUUUACGAGGGUCUCGCUGACCGAUACCAAAAAACGACCAUCAACGGAGAAUAUAUCAAAUAAAAAGUCCAAUUUCGGUUUCUUUUUGUUGCCGGGUUUUCGAUUUAGCAUUUCGCAUUUCUCGAGCUUGUCGACGUCGUGUGCGCGGUCUUCAUAAAUUAUACAAGAGCGCAUUUUGCGAACGACUUGCAAAUAAAUAAGCAUUUACGCUUUUAUUAUUGCCCGGCGUGUGUGUGUUCGUUGUUGGUGAGUGUGUGUGUUUUUGGAGCGGGAGCGGGAGCCGCAGUUCUUCGGAAAAAGCUCCCAUGUGGCGCAAGCCGGAGGAAUAAAAUAAAACCGAACCGAGCGUUCCCCUACUUAAAAUAUCAUCUUUGCAUACAAUCAACAUCUAGCCAUAAAAGUGUCUUCGUCCUAUGAGCAUUCCGGUAUCCGCUCUGAUUUGUGUGUGCUGAUAAGCCAGUGAUUGCCCCAAAACGCGCUCCUCGCAGACCCCAUAUAAAGAUAUCUCAAGCAGAAAAUGCUUAGCUGUCUCGGAGACACCACGGCGUAUACUUAAUCUUGUCAACGGGCCAAAGCACGGCUAAGCAAACAUGAACUGCCUCUGUCGCCCAUCACGGAUUAUGUCCGUGCGCAUUAAUUUGCUGGAUGAAACCGAGUUUAUACACGAGAUCAAGGAUGAUUUGCCCGGCCAGGCUCUGCUGGAUGUCGUCUUCGCCAGGCUCAAUUUAAUCGAGACCUCAUACUUCGGCAUACGUUAUAUAGACGAGGAGAAUCAGACGCACUGGCUCGAUCCUGCGUCGCGUAUUUCUCGCCAACUCAAGCCCAAGUCGGAUCCUUAUGACUUGUAUUUCGGUGUGAAGUUCUAUGCUGCCGAUCCCUGCAAGCUGCUGGAGGAAAUAACCAGGUAUCAACUUUUCCUGCAAGUCAAACAGGAUGUUUUGCAGGGACGACUGCCUGUGGCCUUUGAGCUGGCCGCCGAGCUGGGAGCCUUUGUGGUGCAAUCCGAACUUGGUGACUAUGAUCAGCGGCGCCACUCGAAGGGCUACGUGUCCGAGUUCCGGCUGCUUCCUAACCAAAGCAACGAGCUGGAAACCCGCGUCUCCGAACUCCACCAGCAGCUGAAGGGAAUGUCGCCCUCCAGUGCGGAGCUCAACUAUCUGGACAAAGUCAAAUGGCACGAUAUGUACGGCGUGGAUUUGCAUCCCGUUCUGGGCGAGGACAGCGUGGAGUACUUCCUGGGGCUGACUCCGAGCGGGAUUGUCGUGCUGCGCAACAAGACGACGGUGGCUCAUUACUAUUGGCCGCGCAUUGCCAAAGUUUAUUAUAAAGGACGCUAUUUUAUGCUCAGGAUAAGCGAUAAAAAUAACGAGCUGAGCACCUACGGAUUCGAGACGCCUCGCAAGUCGGCCUGCAAGCACCUAUGGCGCUGCUGCGUGGAACACCAUGCCUUCUUCAGGCAGGUGCGAGUGGCCCCUCUGCCCAGUUCGCAAUCGCAUGCCGCCGAUUUGUUCCAACUGGGAUCGCGCUUCAGGCACAGUCGCCCGGACAAGCAAACGGAGAAGGAUGCACUUUCCGCCGGACGAUCGCCGCCUGCCUUCACCCGUACUCCCUCGAAGCGCCAGCCGCGCCGCGUGAUUGAUGACUUUUUUAACAGCAACGGCAACGGCAACGGCAAUGGAAAUGGAAAUGGCAAUGGCCAUGGCCAUGGAGGAAGUGGAGCGGGAACAUUAGGAGGCGGCAGCCACAUGGGCAACAGGCCGCUGCCACAGCCCGGAAUGGGCACCAUCUCCAACAACUACGACAGCCCCUAUCGCUCCACCUACAGCAUACCCACCAGCUUGGGCAUCAGACCUUGCCAUCAGCAGCAGAACAACAACUCCAGCAGCUACAACAACAACAGUGGGGGCAACCUGCAAACGCCUGACUCGCCCAGGAGCACCCGGAGUGCUCCCUGGCCCAGAUCGCAGCAGAGAUCCCUCUUCGGGCACAAUCCAUCGAGUCCGCGAUCCGUGAGAUCCGCGAGUACGGCAGGCGGUGGGCUGCACCAUCAUCACAGCCACCACAGCCACGGUCACGGUACCAGCCACCAUCCGCACCACCAAUCCUCGUCAGCGGGGGCCACCUCCUCGACCUCGCAUCACCACCGUCAGCAGCGGGCCAGCUCCUCAUCCGCCUCCCAUCAGCAGCAGAGAUACCGCUCCAGUUCUGUGGAGAGCCACUCCUCUAACGACUCGAGGUCCACGCGCAAGCAUAAGCACCGUCAUCGACGCACCUCAGAUAAUGAAAGCGAGCUUUCCAGAGGAUCAGGUCGGUCCGGAAGAUCAGGACGUUCGCAUCAUCGCAAGCACCGCCGUUCGCACCGGCAUCGAAGGGACUCAGCCGGAGGAUCCGAUCAUGACAGCACACGAGGACGCAGCUACUCUGGUCAUCGCAGCUCUUCGAUGAGAAGUGGAAGUACCGAGCUCAUAGACUCCACAUCGCAAUGGAGGGAAGUGCAACGACGCCAGGCGGAGGCCAGUUUGGGGCAGAGUUCCGUGCAACAGGCAGCGGUUUCCAAGAGCAGCAUGGUGGCCAGGAGUCUCCACAGCAACGACAGUCACUCGGACACCCAUUCGCACCACAAAUCCAGGAGGCACCGCAAAAACAAAUCCCCAUCGGAAUCACGAAGCCGCAUGUGGAACAGUGAGCUGGCGAAGCACCUACAAUUCGAUCUGGUGGACACGGAGGGCAUGUCGGAGCAGCAGUUACGGGAAAUUCCCUACACGGUGGUAGAGACCACUUCGAAGAGGUCCAACUCUAACCUAAAGAUCCACAAGAGCAACAGCAAGAGCAGUGUGGGAGCGAAGAGUACGGGCUCUGGUAACACCAUUACGAAUGGUAGUGGAUCUGGAAAUGCGGGUCAGGCCAGGAAUCGCGUCGAUCGCAUCAGGGGACUUUACUAUCAAAGCACGCAUCCACACGAGGCCAACGGAGGUCCUGGAGCUGGAGGACAUGCGCCGAAGAAUGGAUCCAUCCGCUCGGCCAGCACUAUAUCUUCAAGGGAGUGUGAACGGAAUAAUGGUCUAGUUAGAAUGAUGUCCAGCAUGAGCAUGGGUGACUUUAUCUCGCCCACUGGCUCCAAUCUGAGUCCUUUGGAAAACUCAGCUCUGCGGGUGUCCCACGAGCAUACUGACUCUGGACUGGGAGCCGAUCAGGAUUAUGCAUACUCAUCGGAAAGAUCCAGCGACAGCACUCGCUAUGGCACCAACAAAUCCUCUGGCGCCUCGAGCGGAUCGCACCGGAAGUCGGGGGGCAGUGCCGGCGGGAACUACAACAACUUGAUGCAGCAGACCGUGAGUAACCAGCAACAGCAGCAGCGCUCGCUGUUCGCGCAGCAGCAGCGGCAGCAGAAGAGCACCUACAAAUACGCCACCUCCUCGCCAUCGUCCACUAACCCAGGGAGCUCCUCGGGACUGGCGCCCGUCCACAACCCGGGCUCGAGUUCCAAUCCCAGCUCCAGUCAAAACCCCAACAGCGCUACUAACUCUAAUCAACAGUCGCCGGCUAAUCGCCUGCUCCACUACACGACCUUUGAGAACAACCAGUACAAGUUCAGUCUGAACAAUGCGCUGGCCAAGAGCUCCAAGGGCGUGGUGAGUGGAGGAGGCAGCAUUAGCAAUCUGGCCGGCAACAUGGUAACAUCUGGUGGUGUCGGUGGUCCAGGCUCUCAAGGUGGUGGUGGUGCUUUCAGCCGGCAGCGCAGCUUCGUGGAGUGGCCCAGCAAUCCGGCGUCGCCCUACUAUUACCAAGGUCCUUCCACGCACGUGGCGCAGGUGAAGCGCCGGGAUGCCAAGUCAGAUAUUGGGGUGCCCACCAGGCGGCUCUCCGGACAGAGUUUGACCAAAACGCAACUUCUGACGGGCGGCGGUAACUCGCAGUUAGCCAAUGCGGGCUGUUAUCCGUUGCACUAUGCGAGCAGCAAUGUUGCGGGCGCGGGCUACAAUCGUCCCUUAGGUCAAAGAUCAGGUGGCAACGGCUCCUCCGCCAGUGGCUUUGGCCUCCAGCCAGCCAAAUCGGACCUCUUCUUGUCCUACAUCCACGGCGGGGAGUACGAAAGACCCUACAUAUACAACUACAAGAUGCCGCAGAUGCCGGGUGGAGCCGGGGCAGGAGCAGGAGCAGGAGCUGGAACGGGAGCAGUGGGCUCCCCAAAACAACAGACCACCGCUUACCACAUUUCUGGGUCGCAGACCGCAGAUCCGCCGCCACCCCCUCCUCCACUGUACGGCGGCACGGCGCCCGCCAACGACGUCAUGUACUAUCAGUUCGACAAAGGAGCCGCCGUCGCUGCCGGACCUCCUUCCACGUCGUCGUCCUCGUCGCCGCCCAUUGUCCAGCAGCCGCGGCAAACGGGCGGUCCAUUAGUGUAUCUGCAACAUGGCCAGAAUCCAUCUGUGCCCGAGGUGCAGCAGUCAACUACGCACUCCUCGCACUCCUGCAGCGAGGAGGACGAGGCCAUGAUUGUCCUGGAGGCCCUGCAGAUGGAGGCGCAGACCACCAACGAUGAGACCGAAGACACCGAAGACGAUGAGGCCGCCGAGGCCGAGGACAUGUUUGAUGCGGAUGCUCCUUUGAUGUCCCCCACGGGCAGCCACAAUAGCUCGAAUAACAAUAACAACAGCAGCAACAACUGCAUCGCCAACAACAACAGCUGCGGCGGCGGCGGCAUUCGUCAAUCCAAUCCAUCGAGCAAUAUUAAUUUCGAUAAUUGCAAUGCGAAUGUCUACUGUGGUCAGAAGGCAAAGCAACUAGGGCCAAUUACCAGCGGCAACCAAACGUCAAAUUGUCCCACAUUGAACGCAAAUGCAAAUGCAAAUGCAAAUGCAAAUGCGAACCCGAAUCCGAAUCUGAAUCUGAACCCGAAUCCGAGUAGCCACAACACCAAUAGUCACUCCAGUAGCCAAGCGAAUGCGAAUGCGAAUCCCCCACCCAACACCACCAACAAUAUCACAGCAGCAACUUUAGUUGCAGGUGCAGCAGCAGCAGCAGCAGCAACUGGCACGGCAGCAACAUCAACUGCCACCAACCUGCAACAAAAUCAAAACAUUUCCUCCAGCUUAGAGAUAAUCCUUUCGCCAAUUAUCCAAAGUAGUCGACGAGCGCAAUUGUAAGCGAAAUGAGCACAGAGUUGUGAGAAUUAGCUAAAUUUAAUUUGCAAUAGCCAAAGCCCGCCGACCAUGCCCCUGCAGCAAGAGUAAACUGCUCCUCGAACCCGCCGCCCACUGCAUUCUGCAAACUUUGGUUGCAGCAACAGCAGCAGCAGCAGCAACAGCAGCAGCAACAGCAGCAGCAGCAACAGCAACACCAGCAACACCAAUCCCAGCAGCAGCAACUCUACGAACAGCAGCAGGCUUGGCUCUAGAAAAGAAUAAACACGCACAACGUGUAAGUGGAAAGUUAAAUGGAAACUACAUGUGCGGGUUCAACAUCAACAAAGCAGGAGCAACAAUAAACAACAUUUAAAAGCCGCUGGGGCUGAAGUUGGAGCAAAACUUUUCACCAGCACGUUGCGUUUGCAAAUUAAAUGCACAUUAUGCCGACAUGUAAAUAGAUAAUGCUGUAUAUAGGCAAGUUGGGACAGGGAAACUUAAUCGUAAAGCGAGCAGGCCCAGUAAUCUUAAGACGCGAAUAAUCAAAAAGCCAAAAAAGCAAAUGUAUCUCACAGAUAAACAACAGCAAUCGGGGGCCUGUGGGCUGCAGGAUGAAAGCAAAAAGCUGAAAGUAGCAUAAAAGCAAAAAUAAAUUGUGCGUUAAUGAUAAGCGGCGCACAUUUCAGCGGCAUAAAAUUUAUUAAAAUAUGCGCACAAGGCAGACAGCGCGGAAAACUUAGCAAUGCCGGGCCCCCAAAAGUAGGCAGCACAAACAGACCCACGCAGACACACACACACACACACACACACACAGACAGGCACAUACUGGAAAAGGACUUCUUCCGGAAAUCGUUGGCGAUAAAUAUAAAAUUUUAUUGUGCUCCGUAUCUGGCCGAAUCUGUAUGUGUGUGUUUGCGUGCGCCUGGAAGUAAAUUAAAUAUACGUUUUUAUUAACUACUAAGAACCAAUUUGAUACGCAUUUAAAUAAUGCCUCUUACACAAGAGCACACAGAAGAUUAUGUAAAAUUUAAUUUUACUGCAGCCAGCGGCAGCAACGAGAAAAGCCAAAUAAAUGUAGAAGCCUAAAUGUGUAUGUAAUUUAAAUAAAAUAUAUUCGUAGAAGAGAAAGAUACUCUAGUGUAGCCCCAACUACUUACUUACUUAUGCCAACAACGUCCAACAAUUUCAAUAAUAUUUACGUAAGCGAACACUUUCGACCAUAUACGUUAAGCCCCAUUUAGCUUAGUUUAAUCAUUUGCAACUAAUUUAAGUCCGUCCGCUGGUUGACCUUCUCGACCUCUGUGACUCCUGAAUUGUGUAAAUAUCCCUUUUGUUAACAAAUAUUACUCAACAAUUUGUGCGGUCAAACUAGAGCUAACGAGUAGGAACGAAUACGGAAUGCAUAUGAAACAUUAUCGAUAAAACACUUUAACAAUCUACUGCAUAUGGGUGUUAACUGCAAAACGAAAAGGAAAUAUAAAUAUAUACGAUUAAAUGUCUCUAACAAGAUUUUACCAUGAG
Drosophila melanogaster (fruit fly) is the source of this 6911-nucleotide messenger RNA. RefSeq lists its product as uncharacterized. Gene Ontology annotation, cellular component: anchoring junction; cytoskeleton; cell periphery. Lineage: Eukaryota; Metazoa; Arthropoda; Insecta; Diptera; Drosophilidae. The transcript has 17 exons. The record is from RefSeq and is marked reviewed. The coding region runs from base 852 to 5411 and encodes 1519 amino acids. Gene Ontology annotation, biological process: animal organ morphogenesis; neuron differentiation.